AAUAUUUUCUCACCAUACAACUUCUUGCGAGGGUUUGUGAUUAAAAAAUGUCUCCAAAUGCUAUCUCAUCGUGUUUAGCCAUAGAGUUGCUGUAAAGUUUCAUUUUUUCGUGUGCAUGGCUCUUUAAAAAUAAUUUGCAGAAGUUUCGAGAAGUUGUGCUACAAUUCGACCAUGUGUGUCAUCCCAGAAAUAGAUGGCAACAACUCAUGAUCCACCGAGCGUGAGUAUGUUCACGGGAACUAUGUCAACCAGCUCAACUGGUAAAAGCAGAACUUAGUCCGUUUUCGUGCAUGCGAUUGUGAGGCUGCCAUUUUCGUACUGCUUUAGUGAAUGACCAACCCCCAAAAAGCGCGUGAAACGAAAAAAGACCUUAUCCAAACGAGAUGUGACCCACUCAACCACGGAAAAAUUGUUUCAAGUACAGUACUUCACAAAAGAAAGUGCCCGACUAUAGGAAGUAAACCCCUGCUUCAGCUGACCAGAAAAUGCAAUACGACUUCAAUAUGGAAACAAAUCCCAUAUGAUCAAACACAUCAUGGAGUACAGGCAUUUCUUAUUUUUCCAACACAUUUUAUGGAGGAAAAAGGGCGGUUUAACACAACCAAUGGUACUGUAAAAUAUUGAGCCUACCAACCCAUAUCACCUAGAGCGUAUAUGCUGUAAUGUGUAAUCUGAUGGCUUACAAUUAUGUUAUGCAUUAAAAAUGAAAUUAAUGAAAUUAAUUUAGCCAACAUUAUUCAUCAUAGAGCAAAGUGGGUCAGAAUGAAAGUCGAGCCCGAGAGGGACCAUUUUUUUUAACCUUUUCUUGAAUUCAACUAUGCGUAAAAUUGUUCUCACUCACAAAUUAUAAUCUGCUAACAAUGCAGUCGGUCACUCUUGCUAAGGUCAGCCUCACGCUUAAUGGUAGUCGGUCACGUAUUAAAACAGCACCAUACUUUUAAAUAACGCUUAGAGGUGAAUUUGAAGUUUCCUCGAGUAACCGUGGACAACUUUUUCAUCCCCAAAAAUUAAGCCGACCUGAAUCUGAUGAAUUCCGCGUCUUUCAGCCCACGGAGAUGAAAGUGGAUACCUGAAAUCUAGAUUCCCACACAAUGGAGAAGGCGGUGAAUGCAAUCGCCGCCGUGGCAAAGGGCACCUCGGUUGAAAUUUCCGCCCUGCUUUACGCCACAGUCGUCGCUGGAAGUCGACUCAUUUAUCAACAACUUCUUUUGGAGAAAUGCUGCGUUUACCAGCUGAAUUAUUCGAAAGACGUGUGUGACAACUUGGACGCCCACACAGAUGCAGAAGACGACUCGCAACGCCUGGCGGCUCGUUACAACAUGUAUGACACUUUAAUGGAGUACAUAAUUCCGGUAUUCGUCGCAAUUUUUGUGGGACACUGGACCGACAAACACGGCAGGAAGCCGUUGAUAGUGUUUUGCUUUUUUGCUGCCAUGGCCCAGCAAAUCGGGAUGCUGGUGAACGUGGCGUACAUGUCGUGGGAUCCGAUUUACAUAUCCGUCUUCUCGUCGUUACCCAUGUCAUUUGGAGCUUUCACCACCUUUCUGUUGCUCAUCUUCAGUUACCUGGCAGAUGUUACGACUCCAGAACAAAGAACUGUCAGGCUGUCCAUCCUGAAUUUGUUUUUGUACAGCGGACAACCGCUUGGAAAUCUCGUGGGAGCGCAGAUCUACGAAUCGUACGGCUACGAAGCGGCGUUCUACUUUUUCAUUGCUAUCAGUUUAGUUGGCGGAAUUUACAGCGCCUGGAAAUUGAAAUCACGCAACCAGUUAUCCUCGAAUACAGAGGAUGCGAAAAUUUCGCGAAGGGAAAAACUUUCCCAGUUUCUCAACAUCCGUGAAAGCGUGACAGAAACGUUUAAAGCGUUUUUCCGACGUCGAGAACAUAACCAUAGACUCGUUUUGAUCGCGAUUGGAAUCACCCUUCUGAUUGGACUCUUCCCCAUCUAUGGCGAGUUCAGUGUCGACUUCCUGUACUUGAAAAAACGAAUGAGUUGGAGCGUGAAGCAGAUCAGCUAUUAUUCGACCUUCAAAACCAGUCUUCAGAUUAUAGGUGCUGUAAUUUUUACCCCCAUUUUCAAAAUUGUGCUCCGCUGGGAAGACACGAAGAUUGGAGGCGUAUCCGUGUGUUUGCAGACAUUGUCACGUCUGACUUACAGCUUCGCCACAACCACGUGGAUGUUCUAUGCAAGUGGAGUACUAUACAUGUUGUCCACUGUGAAGGCUGCCGUCGCCAGAUCUAUCAUAUCCAAAGUUGUUGAGCCGCAAGAACUUGGGAAAUGUUACGCAGUUAUCGGGUUCUCCGAAGCAGUGGUUCCGAUAGUGGCAGGGAUUCUGUAUUCCGAAGUUUACCGCGCCACGGUUUCAUUCUUUCCGGGAGCCGUGUUCUUGAUUUCCACUGGCUGCUGGCUGGCCGCCUCUUUUCUCUACUUACUGGUUCAUUUCAAGUUCUUUGAAGAGGAUUUGGUCCACGGCAAGCGUGACGGCAAGGACUCCGAAUCAGUUUUCCUUUCCAAGCUUCGGGCGAAGUCCCAACUGCGAUGCAACCCGGGCUGGAUGCUGGCUGUUCAGGUCAUCGCCACUUGUCGUAACCCAGCUGCUGCUACGGAACUCAAUGAAGUGUUGAAAAAUAAUGGCCUGCAUGAAGCUAUUAAACUGGAUGUGCAUGAUCAUGAAAGCAUUAAGGAAGCGUUUGCAGUGGUCAAGGAUGUUGCACCCAAAUUAGACAUUCUCAUCAAUAAUGCGGGGGUUGCUAGCAAAAAUCAUCCCAUUGAUCCCGUGACUUCGGCUGAUCCGGAUGAAAUGCUGCGACUGUACGAGGUGAACGUGAUUGGCCCGAUGAUGGUGAUCCAAACUUUCCUCCCGAUCCUGGAUACAAAAACACGCGGACGUUUUCCGAUGGUGGCCAAUUUAUCAUCGCUGUUGGGGUCUCUCAGCGCCAACUCGGCUGGAGGGAUUACGUCGUACAGGUGCUCCAAGGCCUCGCUGAACAUGCUAACGAAAAACUUAUCUGUUGAGGCCCCGUGGAUCACGUUUGUCGCCGUUCAUCCCGGCUGGGUUCAAACCGAUAUGGGUUCUGCAAACAACCGGAAGCCUCCCGUGACGACAUCUGAAAGUGCUAGCGGAAUAAUGAAACUUCUGACGGAAUUCAAGCAUGAGAAUUCCGGGCGACUGUUCGAUUGGAACGGGCUUGAGAUUUCGCCUUAGAUAAAUUCCCGGGCCUCCUUUGCUCGUUUCAUCAAAAGCCCUUGUUGGCAACGGGAAACUUCUCUUGAGAGCACCAUACGUGAUCGAGCUCGUAUUAAUGCGUCGAAUUCUCCCAAAUUCUCUCUUUUGAGAGCCUUUGUUGGUAUCCCUUGGAGCUAUGUUGCCGUUGUGCGUGACAAAAUUACAGAUCCCUCUGCUUUUGAGAUGAACUCGUUGAUGUGAGAAGUGUUUGUGUCCGCUUUUAAAAUAAGACCCGUUGCAAGAUAUAUUUUUGAAUGAGUGUUCUCGAUGAAUUUCCAACUGACUCACAGCCGAUGGAUUACGCAUUGUAAUAAUGUUCCGUGAGUACUAUCUGUGGAAUGCAGAUUGAGUGAUGCAUUUUUUUUAAUCACUGGCUUAUUUGCGCGUGAUGCUUUCCAGGAUUCAGUACUAAAAUCGAGCUUUAGAAAUACAGUAUGUGCUCUUAUACGA
Messenger RNA from Notodromas monacha, 3677 nucleotides. The record is from the annotation of a GenBank genome assembly. NCBI's taxonomy places the organism in Eukaryota, Metazoa, Arthropoda, Ostracoda, Podocopida, Cyprididae.